AUGAAAUCAUCAUGGCUGAUUUCCGUGCUCCUCCUGGCUCCUGCCCUCAUUUGUCUCGUUAAUGGAGCCCAAUUCACCCGUGGAUUCUGUCUCCAACUGAUCAACAAUGGGAAGAGUGUAUUCGCUGAAGAAUACCAUGUAGCAAACAUGAAUGGUCUAUCGUAUGAUAAGAAGUUGGAAAAGAAGAUUCUGGAGCAACUAUCGUUCACUAAUGGAUGUCCUGAACCAUCAAUAAUCUCUCACAAAGGUUUUGAUAUCUAUUUGAAUAUCAAUAACGAGGAAUCGAUUAUUGAUUUGUUGUCUGGAGUUGGCAAGACAACUAUGGCUUGUAUCAAGACAAAGUGCGAGGAGAGUGGAGAGGAAUUCAUCAGUAUUGUCACUGAUUACUCUGACAUACCAGCCAUCUCUGGUGCUCCAGGCUCCCAAUGUUCGGACAGCAAAACGGCCAACUCUGAUGGAUUGUGCAUUCGUGGAAAUCAUCGUAAUGGCUACAAGCGUAAAUUCCUCGAUGCAUUGGGUAGCAUACUCAAAAAAGGAUAUGAAAAAACAGGAGAAAUCGGUAUUGGUAUUGGUCAAACAAUUUUAGAUGGUACGACUGCUGUAGGAAAGGAACUAAGCAAAACCGUUGGCGAUAGUGAGACCAAAGUUGUUCACAAAACGAGUGUGCUUAGUGAAGGUGAAACAUCGUUGGGAGACAUUGUUAAAGAUGUGGUCAAAGAUAUAACAAAAAUGGCAGAGGAACAAGGCAAAUCUAAUAGAAAAUACGCUCGUAAAGGAUUAUGGGGUAUGGCGUAUACUUCACCACCAUUCGUUCCAUAUCCAAAAUAUCAGAAAAAGGAAGACAAUGAGUACCUCUCAAAUGAAAGAACAUACUGGCCCCAUAAUCCAUUCUUGGCCUAA
Molecule: messenger RNA, 900 nt
Organism: Caenorhabditis remanei
Lineage: Eukaryota; Metazoa; Nematoda; Chromadorea; Rhabditida; Rhabditidae
Exons: 2
Coding region: 1-900 (299 amino acids)
Source: RefSeq, a predicted model, not a curated record